This is a messenger RNA of Ceraceosorus bombacis, 546 nucleotides long. The record is from the annotation of a GenBank genome assembly. Lineage: Eukaryota; Fungi; Basidiomycota; Exobasidiomycetes; Ceraceosorales; Ceraceosoraceae.
CGCCGUCGUUGAAGGUGCGACAGUGACUCGCUGCCCAGCCUGAAUCAUGUAUGAUUUUGAUCCCUCUUUUGAUUUUUGAAGAGAGCAGCGCAGCUGCCUUGGAAGCUAGUGCAAGCGAUGUUCGUCUGCAGCGUAGCGUAGCACAGAACAUCACCACGCGCGCGUGUGUGCUGCAUGCUUUGUUUCCCUCGUGUGCGCACGCUGCUCAUCCGACUUGCUUGCAAUGCAGCCUUUUAGUUCAAAGUCAAUGGCAUCCAGCACUCUUAGCGGUCCACCUGUCGUGUCUUGCUGCAGUAAAGCGCCCUUCUUCAGACCAGCUUUCACGCAAGAGCGGCACGCACGACGUUGAUGUGCAUGAGAGUGACAAGUGAAGCGUGAAUGAAAGAGUGCAGCGGCAACAAGGAAGGUGUGGAGAGGGGCAAGAGAUGGAUGAUGACGAAGGACGAAAGAGCGACCACGAGUGAGGCGACACAGCAAGAGAAGCUAAACAUCUGUUGUGGGCGCGUUAGGCAUGCUCGCGCUCCAUACGAGUCGCGGAGUUAGGCC